Messenger RNA from Oryza sativa Japonica Group (Japanese rice), 2284 nucleotides. Its product is annotated as RNA polymerase sigma factor sigF, chloroplastic. The record is from RefSeq and is a predicted model, not a curated record. Gene Ontology annotation, molecular function: DNA-binding transcription factor activity. Gene Ontology annotation, biological process: DNA-templated transcription initiation; regulation of DNA-templated transcription. Lineage: Eukaryota; Viridiplantae; Streptophyta; Magnoliopsida; Poales; Poaceae.
ACACUUCACACGCCCCACUCAGCUCAGCUGCAUGCUGCUGAGUGGCUGGGUGGGGUAGUGAAAAAAAUCAUCGCGCGCGCGACGAAGCAGCAGCGACGUCUCGGUGAGUGACGGUGAGCUCGAUCCAUCCAUUCAAGAACGUACGUAGGUGCGGCGGCGGAGGCGGCGGAGCUGAUGAAUUCCGGCGGCCGGAGCCUCCUCUCGUCCCCGCUCUUCGCCAGCUCUUCCCCGGCCUUCCGCGGCGGCGCCGCCGCCGCCUCCUGCUCCUCGUCUUCCUCCCCGUCCUCCUCCUCCCGCGCCACUGUGGUGCCCAUGGUGCACGACACCGGCGGCGGGCGAGCGUCGUCGACGGCGUGCCACUACUCGCCGUCGCUGGUGGCGGCGGAGCCGGAGGAGCACGUCCACGGCCGCUCCAAGGACGACGACGACGACGCCGCCGUGUCGCUCAUGGGCGAGAAGGCCUUGCUGGAGCUGCUCCUCGACAUGGCUUUGGAACAACACGCACCAGGGAAGAAGCUACCAGCUGAAGAGAGGGAAGAGAGUGAGUUCGACAUCUAUCUGAGAGAUGAUAAAAGCCAUGUCCUUUACCAUCCAGAAUUCAGCUCUACAUCUGUGAGUUCUUCACCAUUGUCCGUAAAAUCUAGCGAAAGAUCGGAUCUUGGUACAGCUUCAGCGGUUCUGACGAAGGACGUGGCAUUAUUAGCAGAAGAAACAGACAUUUUAGCAACCCAACUGAAAGCAUCGCAACUUUACAGUGUGGAUUCGAGCAAGUCAAAUGAAGAACUGCAGAGCAAGGGUCAGGUGUUCGUUAGAUCGACGAGGUUACUCGAGAGGAGAUCCAAGCGGCGUUAUGCUCCUCGAGCAUCGAUCGCUGAUGUUUCCUGCAGCGCUGACAAUUCGAAGAAGAAAGAGAAAUCAAAGAAGUAUGGCAGAGUUCUUGAACCAGAUGAGCCUUUCAAGCUGUUCCUAAGAGAUCGGGAGACGACGGAAUUCCUGACAGCAAAAGAGGAGAGACAUUUGUUCAGUAAAAUACAGAUUCUUAUGAAAAUAGAGGAGGCUCACCGGAAACUAGAAGUUCAAUGCGGCCGUGAGCCGACAUUGGCAGAGUGGGCUGAGGCUGUAGGGAUGAGCAGCAAGGAGCUGCAGUCCUCUAUUCGCACCGGAAGACGGUGCCGGGAGAAGAUGGCUCGAUCGAACUUCAGGCUUGUGAUUCAUGUAGCUAGGAAGUAUGAAGGAUAUGGUCUUGACAUCCAGGACCUUGUUCAGGAUGGAUGCAGUGGGUUGAUGAAGACCUUUGAGAAGUUCAAUCCCAGCAAGGGGUGUCGAUUCCCGACCUACGCAUAUUGGUGGAUACGCCAAUCAAUUAAGAAGUCAAUCUUCAAGAACUCAAGACUAAUCCGGUUACCGGAGAGUGUGUAUGCGCUUCUGAGAAAGGUGGGCAAGGCAAGGAUGGAAUGCAUCAUGGAAGGGGAGCAACCCACCAACGCGAACGUAGCGAGGCGCGCCGGCAUCACCAUCGAGAAGCUUGCGAAGCUCCGAGCGAAAACCCGGAAACCCCGGUCGAUGCAGGAUCAUGUCUGGUCAGAUGAGGGUGUCACCUUCCAGGAGAUCACAGAAGACCCAAAUGUGGAGCCACCUGACCUGAGUGUGGACAGGAUGAUGAUGAGGCAGCAGGUGAGGGACUUCCUGGGGAUCCUGAGCCCCAGGGAGAAGGAGAUCAUCGAGCACCGGUUCGGGAUCCACGAUGGCGAGCCGAAGACGCUACAUGUCAUCGGGGACAUGUUUGGGCUGUCCAAGGAGAGGAUCAGGCAGCUGCAGAACCGGGCGCUGGAGAAGCUCAAGAGGAGUGCAUCCUUGCAGGGGUUUGAUGUCUACUUUGAUUUGCUAACCUGAAGAAGAAAGGCCAAGCAGCUCAUUUGGUUUCAGAAACUUUCAGUCAAGUUGUCCAUACAAAACAGCAGAAACACAUACACACUGUAGCUUUCUAGACCUAUUAUACAUAUAUACUACACACCCAGUGACACGUACUGUACAAGUAUAGUGCUAGAUCUGCAGAAAGAAAUGUGGUACACGGAUUCAGAGUUUCAGAUGGCAUCCUUUUUUGCUUAUGUAAGUAAAUUUCCCAGCAAGCUGCUGUUGGUGCUUAUACUGAUACUGCAAGUCUGCAAUGCAAAGCAACCCUCAUUGUAAUUAAGGAUAAUCAUGUACAUUUUUUUACCCUUAAUUUGAGCUGAUCAGGCGCUGUAAUUAUAACGGAACAGGUCCUGGAUACAUACUUGUAGCA